ACCCUCCAACUAUAAAUGAGGGACUUGGGCGACGAUAGCGAGGAGGAGGACUUCAUCUUCUCGCUCUUUGAGCUCCGAUAUCUAAAUCUUUUCCCUUCAAAUUUAAUCAAAAAUUUUCUUUAUUGUAUGGCCGCCAUCUCGAAGGGGCAAGUGAUCGCUGGAAGCUUUGGCAAGCGAUUGGCGAACCAGAUCUCGGCGGUAAAAGCUAAGGAUCCUGCUUCUAUCCAACGAUCAUCUUUGAGGAGCGUGGCUUACUUCUCGUCGUCAUACGACAAGAACGUCGACGAGCACGUGCGGCCGGCGGUGGUCCCGGACCAUGUGAUCUCGUCGGAGUCCGACAAGUACUGGUGCCCGCACCCUAAGACCGGCGUCUUCGGCCCUGCUGACUCCAGCUCCGGUGUUGAAAAACUUAAAGAUCUUAAAUCUGUUUUCUAA
This is a messenger RNA of Asparagus officinalis (garden asparagus), 435 nucleotides long. RefSeq lists its product as uncharacterized. The transcript has 3 exons. NCBI's taxonomy places the organism in Eukaryota, Viridiplantae, Streptophyta, Magnoliopsida, Asparagales, Asparagaceae. The coding region runs from base 16 to 435 and encodes 139 amino acids. The record is from RefSeq and is a predicted model, not a curated record.